UGACGACACCACUGCCAACGUUUACAGUGCUGUCUGUGCCGUGGUUCUUCUUCACAUCCUCCUAGCUCUCUUUAUCUUCAAAGUCUUCAAGGACUCACCUGUUAAAGGCAGCAAACAGGAUUAAUUUUGGGGGGCGGUACUUUACUUUAUACAGAAUUUCUAGGCUAGUUUAGUAAUUUGACAGAUUUUUUUUUUUUUUUUUUUUUUUUUUUUCCAAAUUUAGUGUUUUAUUAUAUUUUGUGAUUUGAGGUAAAUUUGGGGUAUAGAAAUGGACAAGAAAGUGACCAGCGAAGUCUCAUCUGUGACAUCGGCAGUACUAGAGGAUGAGCAGAGAAAUUUGACAGUUGAAGAUAUUCUAGAAUUAGGUGAUGCAUGCUUGGGUCUGAGAAUCUUAUUGGUCUCAAGAGAAGGCUCGUACAUGGGGGUCAUCAACCUUGUUCUUCCUUCGAGCAGGCGAUUAUCACUUGAGAAGGUCUGCAAUCCAAAAACAGGAAAGAAAAGAGUUGGAUUAUUGACCUUUUUCUUCCAAAACAUCUUGAAAAUAACGGUCAUUGGUGAAGACAGAGAGGCGAAGGAAAGACUUCUGAAGGAUGUUUAUCAAGAAGACCAGAGAGGAAAGCAGCUCCUAAUGAAGAAGAUCGUGCCUCCCCAUCUGAUUGGAUAUGACACAAAUCAUUUAGAUGAAGAUGUCCUUUUAGGCCGAGUGGAAAACAACCCUGUAACUGAUGGAAGGGACUCAGCUGACAAAGGGAAGCUGCCUCCGCCACCGCCAGCGAGAAUACCACGACCAGCUAAAUGGCUCAUUAUUGAUAACUUGGAUGAUGCUUACGUGAAAGCAUUGGAGUUUAUCAAGAAUGAGAACACCAUCUCAAUAGGCUUGGAAGGUCAGAACCUAGGACGCGGAGGGACCCUAGCCUGGUUUAGUGUGGCAACUUCCAGCAUUAUAUUCCUGUUUGAUAUGGCCAAGAUUGGAGCAGGUGAAGCUUUUCAAAGGGGGCUAGGAGGAGUCUUGAGGGAUAAGACAGUCCUGAAAGUCGUGCAUGAUUGCAGGGUUAUGGAGGAUAUGUUGCAUCACCAGUUUGACGUUAAUUUGAGUAACGUCUUUGAUACACAGGCAGCUGAAGUGUAUGUUUAUAUGCUCCAACACAGGGGAGCUGUGCCGUCCUUUGUUUCAGGACUGCCAACUCUUCUCAUCAGAUAUCUCAAGCUGUUGCCAAGUCAUGUCUUUUUCUCACAUGUUCGGCAAGAAUGUUCAGAGAAUGAUGAAUUGGUGUGGUUUGAGCGACCACUGCCAUCGCACCUAGCUGAGGGCCUGGCUCGCAACGUGAUGUAUCUCAGAGAGCUCCGUCUGGAAUUGCUGGACCUUAUUCUCGUGGACCUUAAUCAAGUGACAAAUCUGUACCUUGGCUCACUGCGUGAUAAGGACUCUGUCACAAUUAGUAGUUUGGAGCUGCAUGUUGUCCCUGCAGAAGUCCAGAGGCUCGGGAAGCGCACAGUAAGCAACAGUGUGAUUGAUCAUGAUCCCUAUGUACACUGUUCACGAGAUGCAUUUAAAGUCGUGCCUCAGAAAAGGUAUUGAUUUCUGAGCAUGUCGAUGUUUAUUAUGUCAAAGAGCCGAAGAUUAUUUACUUUUUCAUUGAUAAAGUGAACUCGUAUACUCUGUCAAAAAUACAUGUUUGUUUCUUUUGAGAUGGAUGUGAUCCACAUUCAAGUGUGCCGAGUGCCUCUUAUGUUGCUUUUGUUCUAAUUACCUUUACAAGGAGGAAAGUUAUUUGGAGAAAAUUAAAAUGUGCUUUUAGCUGUUGAUUAUUAUGAUUUCAGUUAUUCAUUGAGUCCUUCAAGCACAGUGCCAAAGAUAUAAUUCCUAUCAAUUUGCACAAUAUAUAGAAAGAAUAAGUAGAUUUUUUUUAUAGAUGUUAGUUAUUGUGUGGUUUUUCAAUUAUUGUUUGCACUGCUGUCAUAAAAUUGAAAAAGGUUUCUUACAUUCCAUGUUAUAUUGAUGAAGCUCUUCAGUUUAUUUAUGCGUUAUUGGAAUCAUAUAAAUACUCUGAUUUUUUGUUUAUUGCAAGUUGCUAGUCAAUUGCCUGUUUUGUAUGCAUUAUCCAUUCUUCAGUUGUCUUGAGAUAAAGACUUGAAAAACUACAUCUACCACACUGGUUCGUAGUUAAUAGACUUUGUACUAUAUUAGAAUAAAAGGGUUUAUGGA
Penaeus chinensis is the source of this 2206-nucleotide messenger RNA. Its product is annotated as piRNA biogenesis protein EXD1-like. The coding region runs from base 269 to 1579 and encodes 436 amino acids. The record is from RefSeq and is a predicted model, not a curated record. Gene Ontology annotation, biological process: nucleobase-containing compound metabolic process. The transcript has 9 exons. NCBI's taxonomy places the organism in Eukaryota, Metazoa, Arthropoda, Malacostraca, Decapoda, Penaeidae. Gene Ontology annotation, molecular function: nucleic acid binding; 3'-5' exonuclease activity.